This is a messenger RNA of Cucurbitaria berberidis CBS 394.84, 2328 nucleotides long. RefSeq lists its product as uncharacterized. NCBI's taxonomy places the organism in Eukaryota, Fungi, Ascomycota, Dothideomycetes, Pleosporales, Cucurbitariaceae. The record is from RefSeq and is a predicted model, not a curated record. Gene Ontology annotation, molecular function: RNA polymerase II cis-regulatory region sequence-specific DNA binding; DNA-binding transcription factor activity, RNA polymerase II-specific; zinc ion binding. The coding region runs from base 1 to 2328 and encodes 775 amino acids. The transcript is spliced from 3 exons. Gene Ontology annotation, biological process: positive regulation of transcription from RNA polymerase II promoter by galactose; DNA-templated transcription. Gene Ontology annotation, cellular component: nucleus.
AUGUUCCACACGUUCCAGUCUACCGCUGGGCUGCGGUCACCUGGGGCAGACACCGAUAGUUCGGGGAAACCAACACGGCCCCCAGGCUCACGGCGAAUAUCAACCAGCAAUGCGUGUGUUGAGUGCAGGAGAAGAAAGAUCCGAUGUGAUGGUUCACAGCCUUGUGGGCAGUGCCAGUGGUAUCAACAUCCCGAGGCGUGCGGAUACUCCAAGCCUGCACAGAGAGUAGUGCCGAGUAGGAAGCUAGUCGACAAGCUAUCCAACAACAUCGAGCAGUACAAGACCGUUUUGACCAAGCUAUAUGGAGGAAAGAACCUCGAAUCCCUAGCCGCUUUACCUCGAGAGGAACUGCUCGAGUUGGCUCUAUCCGCGCCGAUAAACAACCUGACAAUGUCUCCAUCGACAGCAGAUUCCCAGGCCUUGUCAGAUGCUCAGGCCGGCUCUGAUGGUGCCGAGAGCCUUGAGGCCCUUGAACAAGCUCCUUCUGAGGAUCCGUACUGGGACGAGGCGCGAAAACACCAGAUCCGUGUGCAAGGAAUCUCAGACGACGUCAAUGGUCUUUCCAUGUCUGUCGAUAAGCUCUCAUCCUACGUUGGCAUAUCCUCCAUCACUGCAGCACUCAAAGUCAUUGUGCGGUGUGCACCACAAGCACGCUCGCUCAUUACGCAUAACAGCCAGGAGACAGCGCUACCGAGUCGUGCGGGAUCCCCUCCUCCUGAGCUCGCGGACAACAGUCCACAUGCUCUGCCGCCCCCAGAGCAUGGCCAGGAGCUCCUGGAGAGCUACUUUGACCGCGUUCACCCAUUCUUCCCCAUGAUCGACGAACGCAAGUUCUGGUCGACGUAUUUGUACAGCAACCGAAAAGACUCACCAUGGCUUGGCCUGCUGAACAUGGUCUUCGCGCUUGGCUCGCUCGCGUCCCUUACUGCAGACAACGAAGCUCAUUACGUCUACUUCACUCGUUCGCGACUACAUCUAUCUCUUGAGUCAUUUGGAAGUGGAAAUUUGGAGGUCUUGCAAGCUCUUGCGAUUAUGAGCGGUUAUUACAUGCACUACCUCAACCGACCAAAUGAGGCGCACUCGCUCAUGGGUGGAACCCUUCGUAUGGCUACGGCGCUGGGGCUGCACCGCGAGUACUCAGAGCGAAGUGAUGCAAGCCGGCAGUUUAUGGCACCCGGUGACGAGGAUUCGAUUUCCCCCGAGAUGAGACGAAGGAUAUGGUGGAGUCUGUUCUGUCUUGAUGCAUGGGCGUCGACCACGACCGGUCGGCCUUCAUUGGGCAGGAUGGGACCCUCGAUCACAGUCCUGAGACCAGGAACGGCUGCUGGUGCGAUACAGACUAUACCCCCGCCCAACAGCCCGCAGUACAUCGAGCAGCUCAAAAUCCUUCCUUUAAUCCAUGCUUCCGCAUUCUGUGACAUAGCAACGAGGAUACAAGACCGUCUCGUUGAAUCACCUCUCCUCUCCUCAGUUGAAACCGCCAGCUACGAUGCACACAUUAUGAAAUGGCACGAGGAGCUACCCUCAAUCCUCUCCCACCCUGAAGAGCCGUGUCCAGAGUUUAUCCGCCGGGUGAGACUAGUCAUGAAGUGGCGAUUCCAGAACAUUCGCGUCGUACUUCAUCGGCCCAUCUUGCUUACCACAGCACUACGACGAGGUGCAUGGGCUACCUUGACGGCGGAAGAGAAGGUUGCCGUUGGAAAAUGCCGACUCAUCGCACUCAAGACUAUCGAGGAUAUCAGUCAAGAGUGCAUGCCCGAUCUCAUAUCCGGCUGGAACGCCGUCUGGUUCUGUUUCCAGGCUUGCAUGGUACCCCUUGUCUCCCUGUUCAGCGACGCCAGCGUGCCGGAAGAGAUUGAGAAAUGGAAGGCUAGCGUCGAGACAGCCUUACAGUUUUUCGAAACAGUCAAGGAUUGGAGUAUCGCGGCCAAGCGAAGCGGCGAUGCUGUUCGGCGUCUUUAUGCGGCUUACAAAACGAGUGCCUCCAGCCUGUCCCAGUCACAAGCUUCCAUGCCUAUCACAACACCUCAGUAUCAAGGCCAUACCCAGUUUGCGGUCCCCGGUACCACAAAUGGAGCCCCGGCUAUGCUCAACUCACACGCCGCUUAUCCACAAGGUCAGGGCGCGUUUCACUACAAUCCUGCGACACCUACUUGGGCUAACGCCAAUGACCCCACGAUUCUCAACAACUUCUGGGACGAUAUGAUGUGGGACACAAAUCUACCGGACAUGUUAGAAACGCCUUUUGGUUUGAGCAAUGACUACGAGUACGCUGGUGCGGCACAAGACUCGGGGUCUGGUGGUGCAUGCUGGAUGCAUGGUAACUAG